Messenger RNA from Topomyia yanbarensis, 9070 nucleotides. RefSeq names its product proteasome-associated protein ECM29 homolog. The coding region runs from base 3297 to 8909 and encodes 1870 amino acids. Gene Ontology annotation, biological process: proteasome assembly. The record is from RefSeq and is a predicted model, not a curated record. NCBI's taxonomy places the organism in Eukaryota, Metazoa, Arthropoda, Insecta, Diptera, Culicidae. The transcript is spliced from 9 exons. Gene Ontology annotation, molecular function: molecular adaptor activity. Gene Ontology annotation, cellular component: nucleus; cytoplasm.
AGCGGAAAGAGUGCUGGGUCUACUGUGGUUGUCGGAAGAUGUCUUGGCUUUCGUAGUUGAGCUGCAGUUAGACGAGUUCUCUCCGGCGAAGCGGAGUGUUAUAAGCUUGUUCGACUCCCACGGGCUGCUAUCACACAUUACUGUUAAAGCACAGACUAACAGACAUAACACUAUGAGGGAAUUUCCUUAAAAAAUAUCGAUCCGGCUAUUUUCCCAGUACGCUAGCUUCACAGGCCCAAACACUCAUUUGCUGGUGGGUUACUCCUCAGGCUUGGGAACAAUUUUUCGCUAGUAGUCUAUCCCCCAUAUGCUUGUUCAUAUGUCAGUAGCGCCAUAAUUUCAAAAGCGGCCACAGUCCCAACCACAAAUAUAUUUAAAAUGACCGUUAAAGUGUGCGAAGCAUUAUUUUCGAGUGUUAUGUCUGUUAGUCUGUGGUUCAAGUUCGAAUGGUUAUCCAGGACACUUGGCGCAGUAAAGCGAGUCGGAUGCGCUGGCAAAGAUGGAUCACACUGUUGCAGUCUGAGAAUACCAUACGUUUCCUAUUUGUCGUCAAAUAAUGUGGACUGACAUAGAAACAACCCUGGCUUGGGUUCAGUCCCAACAUUUCCGUUACAGACAAUUCGUAGCCUUCAGAGUAAGGGAGAUCCUGAGCAAGACGGAAGCAAUCGAGUGAAGCUAGCACCUUCACACAAUGUAGCCGAUGAAGCCACAAUGAGGGGAAAGGUCCCAAUAUAGAUCCAUGUGUGUUAGUUUCGCGUUCCUGAUUUCCUAUACUUGCCGGAAUCGGAGAAAUUUCUCCAAAUGGGGCGUCUGCUGAGAGCGGUAGCUUAUGUCCAUCGCUUCGCAGAUACCUGCCGUGGUUGGAUCCAUAAGCAGCCCCACUGGUGGCGGAUACCUGGAACAAGAGAAACUGUAGAGGGCGGAGCACAGCCUCUGGCCUUUAAUGCAAGCCCCAGUAUACUCGGACGAAGUAGCGGUGCUUAAGUAUCGAAACGAGAAUUCCAAACGGAACAUCGAGAAAACAAGUCCCGUUUACAAACUGACACCAUUUCUAGACGAGCAUAGUGUGAUGCAGGUCUACAGUAGUAUCGGCGUCGUUUCCUAUGUUACGUACGAUUUCAGGUUCCCGACCAUCUAAUCAUGUGACCAACCGUUGACGGAGUAGCUCGUUGGAUGGUACAAUCGCCGAUAUUUACACGUCAACCACGCGAUGGUGCGCAACAAAAUUAUACAACGUUGCCACGUUUCUUAUCUUCACAUAGUGGUUAGAAAAAUAGCGAAAAAUUGUCAAGUUUACUAGGUUUUGGGGGCUGCACCAGCUGUUCCAAGGAUGGCACUCUCUGCCAUAGUCUCAUCUCGCUGCUCGUCCAUUCUUUUAUGUCGGUUUAUACUAUUUCGAACCCUAUUUACGUUCCUCACAGUGGGCGUCAUACAUCUGGAAGUUGUCCAUUCACUAACUAUGGAGUCCUGUAAGAUGGCCGUUCGUCGGUUUGUAGCAUGCUGUAGAUCACCAAUCGGAAUCAGCUCUAACAACGGGACUGCUUUCCGGGGAGCGCGCAGGGGAAACAAGGAAAGAAAUCGAUGCGAUCGGAAAGCAGUCAGCGGAGAUUUUCAUCAAUUCGACCGCCAAGUGGAUUUUCAAUCCACCAUCCGCUCCCCAUUUGGGAGCGUCUCGUGAGGUUGGUCAAGGCGGCUCUAGGAUCAAUGACCGUCGAACAGAUCCUGGAAGAGAAAACCGUCGUCGCGGAGGCCGAAUCUAUAGUAAAUUCUAGUCCGUUAACCACAAUUCUACUGGAGAACCCAAAUCACCUAAUCACUUCAUACUCCUAAACUUGAUUGGGAUUGCACAGCCUCCCAGAGUCCGAGACACUGAAGAUCACUCGUACAAAUUUUAACAUGGGCAGACAACUACUUAACCAGUUUUUGAGAUGGUGGAUCAGAGUACCUCCCAACCAUCGCGAACAGAAACACAUGGUUCGGAGCAGUAGAGCCGGUGAAGGUGAAUGACUUGGUCGUGAUCGAAUUGGUUAUGGAAUUUGCGUUUCGAUUUCGUCUCACCAGAAUCCGACACCAACUUAGCCGGAUUGACGCUAGCUCCAAAAACCGGAGACACAAUUUGUGUUCCUGAGCAAACUGCUAGUCAAGCGUGAUGUUCCGCAAAAAAGGAGCUCAUUUUAAGCUGAUAAAACUUAUGUAAUCGAAACAUUUGGUUUGGCUUAGCAAGCCAUUGUGGUAAAAACUACGAAACGCGUGAAGUGCACAAAACCUAUAACUAAAUUAGUUAUUCAAUUUGCGUUUCGACUUCGUUUCACGAAAUGUUUCAUUUUAAAUAAAUGCUAAUACGUCGCGUGUUUCAUUCGUCCACAGAACUUGUUUCGACCUGGGACGAGACUCGUGGAAAAUGUUCAUUUUUAUUUUUUUCCCGAUCAUUUGGUUUUUCGUCUCGCUCUAGCUCACAUAUUUUUAACGAAUUGGCUGCAUUAAUCAGUUUCUCAUGGCUGCAUUUGACGUUAAGUUUUUUUUGUAUCCGCGAGUCUCGUCCCGCGUUUAGGCCACCGUCAAUCGCGAACGGUUUGGUAGGCUAUCAGUUCCUGUAGCUUGAACAGUGAAAUUUUCUUUACAACCAUGAUCAUCACCAUAUAUGUACGAUUGUUAUGAAAAACUUAUGCUGCAUUUCCUGAAGUAACACGAUCGUUACGUGCUGUUUUGGCUGGGUUUGGCAUACUACCGUCAUGAAAAAGGGCAUGUAGUGACAUGCCUCCAAUAAUGUUCAAAUGGUGCCAGAAAUAAGAACACUUCAGAGCAUCAUUUUUUUCAUAAACAGUGACAUUUAAUGUUAAUUUACUGUAUCGUUAUCUGUUGGACACUAAAAUUAAUUGUUGCGUGAUGUUUUAUUAUGAAUCUAUUAGAAAAACUCUACCUUGAGCAAUGUAAAAACAAUAAUUUAAUAUCUGUUAUUCAAUUUUUGUUUGUAGGGUAAAUGCAAUUGUUAAUUUCUAUUCGGGUUUACACUCCGAAUGAAAUUUUUGUAAACUAUUAUUUCGACGAGUUACGAUUCGGGUUAGUAAUAGCGACCCGCGCAUACCCCUCGUUUAAUUGUUGACUUUAUGAAAAUUUUGCCCCUUCUUCUAAACAACGCCCUUGAAAAUUAAAAAGAUUUCUGUUUUGACGUUUGCAUGAGAAAACAAAAAUUUUUCGCGAGUGUGCUGUUUAGUCUGGAAAUUGUUUUUUGCAAAGUUUAUUAGAUUUUCUGGUAAUUACUGUUCAAUCCCAGCGUUUAUCGUAAGCUUAUCAGUAUGGCUACCAAUCCUGCAGAAGAACUGGAACUUCUUGAGCGUGUUCUGCUCCGGCUCGGUUGUGCCGAUACAGACGAACAACUGCAGAACACGGUGACCAAGUUUCUGACACCGGUUCUAAUCAAGAUUACGUCACCGCACGAAGGAGUACGCAAGAAGGUGAUGGAGAUCCUGACGCACAUCAACAAGCGACUGAAAUCUCGGAACCAGAUUCAGAUUCCACUGGGUCCGCUACUGCAGCACUACCAGCAGUCUAGUUCGUCAUUUCUGAUUAAUUUCGCAAUCAUCUACAUCACGAUGGGUUUUCCAAGAUUAACAAUCGAAGAGCAGACUGAAAUGGCUCCGCUACUCAUGAACUGUCUGGAGGGUAAACCUGAGCCUCAUCAAGACAAAAUAUUGAUGUUGGUUCUCCCGCUACUGGGGGAAAUAAAAAUCCCCGAGAAUCCGGAAAAUCGCUCAGAGCUGCUGGGAUUAUCCGGGAAGCCGCAUACCAAGCAGCAGUUUCUUUCGAUUCUCAUGGAUGUCCUGCUUCUCCCAUAUGGAACAACCCAAGACGGCGAAGUUCCACCCGGGAUGAGCACAUACACCUUCAAGCGAGUAACCAGUGAACACCUGAAGGCGGAGGAACUGGAGCAACUGAAAAAAGGCAUCGUUCGUUUGUUGUGUGGCGGAAUUUUCCCUGAACCCGAAACGUUAACUCAUUUAAUCGUGGCUUCCGCGGACACCAGGUUCUCGGUUGCAACGCCGGCCAUCGUGGAACUGAACAAAAUAUCCUCAUCAUUGGACUGGACCGAUCCGAAGCUGUCAGCACCGAUCUACACCUUGUUUUCCGGCAACGGUUCCAAAAUUCCAGAUCGUAAAACUAGUCCCGUUAGCACCCGUGUGCGACAAAAACUUUUCCAACAUUUACUAAAAUGUCGCGGUAAUGGAAUCAUCACUGCCAAAGGCAUCCAGGUCAUUUUUGAAGCACUGUUCGGAGAGAAUACUAAUCAGAAGUGUAAAAUUCUGGCGCUGCAGUUUGCUGAUAAAUUGAUCACAAAUGGUCAACCGGAUCUUAUUAACAAACUAUCCAAAGUACUUCUGACUGGCAUUUCAAAACUGAUCGGAAAAGGUUCCGAGGAAGCCAAUGAGGUGCAAAACGCGGCUUACAAUGCACUGGCUCAACUGGCUAUCGUUUGUCCAACGACCGUAAAUAACGAUGUCCAACUGGUUGCUUCCUAUUUUGACCAUCUAUCACAGGGACCGGUUGAAUUGCAUACGCCGAUACGAGACGCCUUGGUAGCGUUGGCUCAGGCUUUCGACUGGAGGAAGCAACCGAAGGCUACUGGUGAUACCGUAUUGCCCAAGGGGGAAAAGGACACCGUUAUGACUGCCAGAGGACGAUUCGUUCCGAAUUCCAAUCAGAUUCUGCUGCUGGGGCUGUUGGGCGAGAAGGCGGAAUCCAAGUUGACAAUCGUUCAGAAUGUGGCCUCGGUGUUUCUGACCACGUGUUUCCCAGAUUAUUAUGUUCCGUCGAGGUAUUUGCUGUUGAUCAUCUGUGGAGAAAGUGCUCAGUUGAAGGAAAUGAUGACUACCUAUUUGUAUGGAGUUUCCAAGAAAGAUCACCUGAACUAUGGGUCAAUUCUAUCUUUUGACAACUAUAAAGAAGAACCAACGGAGAAGGAACAGCCUAAAAAUCCUUUCUCGGCUACUAAUGAACCUAAACGGAUUGUGCUUCCGUGUUUCAAGGAUAUGGUGGAGUAUGUUGCUAUGAAAUCCGAACGGAAGACAGCGACGAUCAUUGAUCGGCCAGGCUACGGAAAAGUUAAGCUUCCCUAUAGUUUCGAUACCUACAUCGAAAUUUUGGAUUACCUUCGGGUCUGCCUGCUGUUCAAUGCUGGAGUCAACACUCACCCCGACGAAGAUAAGGAAAUGCUCAAAUUGACAGCCUUUCUGAAGAAGUUCGUUGCUGAGAGCGGAAAUGAGGAUGUUAUUCGGAAGUACAACGACCUUAUUCGAAGGUUGAUUAUUGUUAGAAAAGGGAUUACCGAGCUAACCUGUUUGUUCGAUUUGGUCAACAGUAUUCCGGAAGUGUUAGCGAAAGAAAACAAAGAUCUGCUUCAUACGUUGGGAUCUUCGCUGAAGGAAAUCUCCGAACCGACCAGAGCUCUGAUUGCCAAAGUGUACGGCGUGCUUUUGGCCUACAACAGUGACGAACAGGAGUUGGAGACACAAAUCAAGGAGCUGCUGGCUCUGACCAACAAGUCUCUUGAAAAUCGACAUGGUUCAAUUCUGGCGGCGUCUAAUGCCAUCCAUCGUAAGCUGAUUCUGACUCCUGAACUGCAAAACUGGCAAAUUUUCAAAGAUCUUGUCUCGCUAUUAAUCUCCCUGCUAAACGACCAGCAAUCGAUGCUUCAAUCGGCCUCUAUCAAAAGUCUUAGUUUAAUUGGUUCUACCUCCAAACUACCACUCAGCUCGGAACCGACACCGGAAGGUACCGAGAAAAUGGAAACUAAUCAAGGCGAUGUAAACACGAAAGCUACUUUAUUGAAAGCCCUCAUGACACUACUGCAGAGUGGUCACACCAAGGCUAAAAUUCGAGAGGAUGUCGCCCACUGCUUGGGCUAUCUGGCUGUCGGUGAUGAGGAAUUUUUUGCCAAACGACUGCUUGAGGCUUUUCUGGGGUUGCUGAAGUUGACGAAGGACCCGGCACUGCAUAUCGCCAUGGGACAAGCAUUGGUUUAUACUAUUCAAGGACUUUCGAGUGGAGAGCGACAAGCGGACCAGGAUUCGGUAGGAAAUAUUAACGAUGAAAUGCUGAAUUGGUUCUUGAUAGAAUUAGUGCGAAAGGUGAACGAGCCACAUGCAUAUUUAAAGCAGGCCUGUGCUAUUUGGUUGCUGGCUAUAGUUAAAAAUUGUAGCAAGCGGAAGCCGGUCGAGAACAACAGACAGAUUCUGCAGCUGGCGUUUACUGAUUUGCUAUCCGAGGAUAAUGAACUGGUUCAGGAUGUAGCAUCGCGUGGUUUAGGAAUAGUUUACUCAAUUUCCACCAAUGAUAAUCAGGAAGAACUAUCGAAUUUGUUGUUGGACCAGCUGGUUGGUGGUAGACGACAGGUGCAGAAAGUAACGGAAGACACUAAGCUCUUCGAGGAAGGCGUACUGGGGAAGGCUCCGAGUGGCGGAAACCUGACCACCUACAAGGAACUGUGCAGUCUCGCUUCGGACCUAAACCAACCGGAAAUGAUCUACCAGUUCAUGCAGCUGGCAAACCACAACGCCACUUGGAACAGCAAACUGGGUGCCGCCUUCGGGCUGCAAUCGAUCUCCAAAUCAGCCAAACUGAAGAUGGAACCAUACCUGGGGAAGAUCGUACCCCGGCUGUUUCGCUACAAGUACGACCCGACGCCGAAGAUUCAGAACUCGAUGAUCAGCAUCUGGGAUUCGGUGGUCAGUGAUUCCAAGACGACGGUGGAAGCUUACUAUUGGGAGAUUUUGGAUGAUGUCAGUAAAAAUUUGACCUCACCGGAGUGGAGAACGCGCAUUGCGUGCUGUUUAGCGGUACGGGAUUUGAUCAAACGGAAUGCUGGUUUGAAACUCCGUUCGGAUGAAAUGGCAAAUAAGAAUGACGAGGGUGUGGAACGAAUGGAAGUGGACGAGAAAGCGGUUCCGGAGCCAGAGUUGGUUUUCCUGUGGAAUCAGUUGUUUCGGGUGAUGGACGAUAUUCACGAGGGGACUCGUUUGGCUGCCGAAGGAACGGCAAGUGCACUGAGUAAGGUUUGUGUUGCUGCGGCAUCCAGUGAUCGUAGCAAAUCCGGAUUGAAUGUUUCGGCUUCGAUCAUACCGCUGUUUCUGGAGACCGGUGUAACGAAUACGGUGGCGGAGAUUCGAAAGCUCAGCAUUAAGACGCUUUCGGAUUUGAUUGACUGGGCGGGGUCGUUGAUUUUGCCCCAUUUGACCAGUUUGGUGCCGUGUUUACUGCGUGCUACCGGGGAACUGGACUCCGCUAAGUUAUCCUAUUUAUCAACGAUGAUGGCCGGUCAGACUGGCACACAGGAGGUGGUAGAUUCAAUGAGAGCGGAAGCAGCCAAGCAACAUUAUACGAUGGAAACCUUGACCAAAUGUAUUAGACACAUCGAUUAUGCCACCCUGGAGAAGAUGACUCCAGCAGUUCUGGAUGUAUUGAAGACUGGUGUCAAUCUGGGUACGAAGGUGGCCUGUGCUCACUUUGUAUGCUUGAUUAGCAUUCAACUGGGAUCUGAAAUGCAGCCUCUAACAAGUAAAUAUUUGGGCUCUUGCUUCACUGGUCUAUCCGAUAGAAAUGCGACUGUCAGGAAAUAUUUUGCAUCUGCCAUCGGUCACCUGAUGGGAACGGCAAAAGAACAGUCGAUCGUUCGUUUGUUCGCCAAACUUCAGGAGCUUUACUUUGAACAGCAAUCGAACCGAGCUGUUCCGUUGACCAUCCAGGCGAUCAACAAGCGCCAUCAGGAGAUCCUCAAAGACUACUCCUCCAACGUUCUACCGUUGAUGUUCUAUGCAAUGCACGAAGAGGUAACAGAGGAUAAUAAAUCCACCAACGAACUGUGGCAAGAGCUUUGGCACGAGAUAAACACGGGAGAUGCUGGCUUGCGUAUGAAUUUGCCAGCGAUUCUGGAGAUUUUGGAGGGUAAACUGAAUGAUCCUUCGUGGUUGCUGAAAGCACAGGCAGGAAAUGCAAUCAGUACCUUGGCCACUAAACUCAGCAGCAACCUGGAUGACGAGGUACGACAUAAGCUGAUCGAUUUGAUUUUGACCAACGUAACUGGGAGAACCUUCCACGGUAAAGAGAAACUGUUGCAAGCUCUGGCAAGUUUAUGUAAGAAUUUGAAAAAAGAUACCAACCAUUAUACUCGAAUAAUCGAUGCCGUGAUGAAGGAGUGUCGAAAGGAGGAACCGGUCUAUCGGACACAUGCACUCAAAUCACUGGGAAAUAUCCUGGAUGAGCUGAAGGAAGACCGGUUUGAAGAAGUAUACAACAUGGUUUGGCAUUUACUCGAUAAGCAGGAUCUUUCGGAUGGCGAUAAAGACGACAAGGAGGUAGUUUCAUCGGACGAGAAGAACAAACAGAUGUUGAUUUUUGUCAAUCUCAAGGAGACGGUUUGUGAAACGUUGGGAAAAGCAUGGCCCGAAAAUUCGAUGGAGACGCAGAAUCGCUAUCAGGCGUUGUUUGUUGAAAAGUGUGUGCAAUGUUUGAAGCUGAACACGCGACAAGUUCAAAUUUGCCUGCUGCAAUCGUUGGGCAGAUUUCUGGAAAGGUUGAAUCUGUUUAAAGUGGAGGAAACGGCGGCCCUGGAGGAGAAUAAGGAGAAGAAGGCGAAGGUAGAUUCGGAGAGCGGGGAGAUUCUGGAGAACAUUUGUAAAACCGUUUUAUCGGCAAUCGUUGAAGUCGCAGGAAUUCCCCACACCGGACUAAAGAAGGAAGCUCUCAAUAUUAUGCUAAUUUUGAUUAAUAAGUUGAAGGCAAGGGAUUCGUUGACCAAUGGCCCGGAACUGGUGAUGGUGCGACAGACCUUCGAACAGAUUACAACUCUGCUGCAGAAAGAUGCGGCACCGGAAAUCAAGUGUCGACUGAAGGACAUCGAGGAUAAGCUGAAGUAAGUGUCGUCAAGGGGAAUGACUGAUGGUAAGACUGCUGCUCUUGAAGAGAACUGCGAGCCAGACGUAAGUACUCAUUUCAUAACAGUUCUAUGCUCUCGACUUAACUUCAUUCACAGUAUUGUGAACAUACAAUUGAAUAAAAUACAUUCUUUACAAUCAGA